Mytilinidion resinicola is the source of this 3499-nucleotide messenger RNA. RefSeq names its product aspartyl-tRNA synthetase. The record is from RefSeq and is a predicted model, not a curated record. Lineage: Eukaryota; Fungi; Ascomycota; Dothideomycetes; Mytilinidiales; Mytilinidiaceae. Gene Ontology annotation, biological process: aspartyl-tRNA aminoacylation. Bases 105 to 3248 code for a protein of 1047 amino acids. Gene Ontology annotation, molecular function: aspartate-tRNA ligase activity; ATP binding; RNA binding. The transcript has a single exon. Gene Ontology annotation, cellular component: aminoacyl-tRNA synthetase multienzyme complex; cytoplasm; cytosol.
UCGUUCAACACUUGCUUCCUUCGUUUCCUCACAAACACCACACGAGACACCCAUUGAAUACCCUCGCACCCCCCAUCGCCUCAGCGGGGCACUCCACGCCCGCCAUGUCCUCGCUAAAGAAGGCGCUCGAGAAGCUGAAGGUCUCGCACAGCAACCCGCAGAGCGACGACGAGAGCGGCAUCACCAGCCCCAAGUCUGCCACGGCUGCGAAUGGCGCCGCCUCGCCCGGCCCGGCCUCGCCGCGCACGUCGGCCAUCUUCCACCGCAACAGCGACGACAUCCCCCGCCGAAGCGGCACAUUCGGCCACCGCAAGUCGACCACCAAGGACCUCAGCGGCAUUGGGGCCGAGAGCCCCAAGCGCAGCGGCACCUUCGACUCCAAGACCGACAGCCCUGUGCGCCGCAGCGGCACCUUUGGCGGCCACCGUUCUAGCGGCAUCUCCCACAGCCCAAUCCGCGCCGUGAGGGAGAAGCUCGGCCUCGGCGAAGUCGAAUCCUCGUCCUCCUCCACCAGCGAGCUGCCCCUCAACCGCGAUGGCGAGCCCAUGUCCCGCAACCAGCUCAAGAGGCACGAGAAGCAGGUUGCCGAAGAAGUGCGCAAGAGGGAGAUCCUGGAGAAAGAGGAGGAGCUGAAGGCGCGGCGCAAGCUGAUGGAGGCCUCGGCCGAGCGCGAGCUCUCGCCGGACCAGAAGAGCCGCUACGGCGUGCUGCCCAUCAAUGGCUACGCCGGCGAGUGGAAGCACGAAGAGCGCGUCCAGCUGCUCAACUUGAGUGCCAAGGAUGUCGGCCGCGAGGUGACCUUCCGCGCGCGGUUGCACCAUCUCCGCAAGAUGAGCGCCAAGUUUGUCUUCUUGCUCUUCCGACAGCAGACCGCGACUAUACAGGGCGUGCUGAUGGAACACGGGGCCAUCUCGAGCCACAUGCUAUAUUGGGCCGAGCAUCUAGAUCCCGAGACUGUACUCUUGGUGAAGGGCGUCGUGCAAGAGCCCAAGGCAAAGGAAGGAGAGGUCAAGGGGGCCUCAAUACACGACGUCGAGAUAUCCGUGCAUGGGCUACACGUCGAGGCCGGCGUGACGGAACACAUGGCCUUCACUGUUUACGAAGCAGAAGUCUCACAGGCCGAGGAAAAUCUGGAAGAGGAGGUUGAAGAGACGGAACAUCACAGGGAGGGACACCACCGCGUCCACAUCACAGAUCGAACCCGUCUCAACAGUCGUGUCAUCGACUUGCGCACGACUGCCUCCCAAGGCAUCUUCCGUAUCCAGUCAGGCAUUUGCAGCCUCUUCCGCACCCACCUCGAGAGCGAGGGCUUUAUCGAGAUACAUACCCCCAAGCUGCAAGGCGGAGCUACAGAGUCCGGUGCUAGUGUCUUCAAGGUGGAAUACUUCAACCGUGGCGCUUUCCUCGCACAGAGCCCUCAAUUGGCAAAGCAAAUGUGUAUAUCUGCAGAUUUUGGGAAAGUUUUCGAGAUUGGCCCUGUCUUCCGUGCCGAGAACAGCAACACAUACCGACAUUUGACUGAAUACACUGGCCUGGAUAUCGAAAUGGCCAUUGACGAGCAUUAUUACGAGGUUUUGCGUACGCUGGACCGCACGUUCAAGGCUAUCUUCCAGGGCAUCUACGACCGCUACAGGGUCGAAAUCGAGAUUGUCAAGAGGCAGUUCCCACACGAGGAUCUCGUUUGGCUUGAUGAAACACUCGUCCUUCCAUUCGCCGAAGCUGUUCAGCUGCUGAACGAUUCUGGGUGGACAAACGAGCACGGUAAACCACUACCACUGAACGAGGAUCUUGGUACGAGAGACGAAGUUCAGCUCGGCAGGGUGAUCAAGGCCAAGUACAACACAGAUUACUAUGUGCUAGAUAAGUUCCCCGUCUCAGCCCGUCCUUUCUAUGCCAUGCCAGACCCGAACAACCCUGAAGUCACCAAUUCCUUUGAUAUCUUCCUCCGUGGACAGGAAAUUCUUAGUGGUGGACAACGUAUCCACGACGCAGCUAUGCUGUUAGAAAAGAUGGAGAGGCUCAAGGUGGACCCCAAGUCGAUGGAAGACUAUAUCCAAGGAUUCCAGUGGGGAGCUCCUCCCCACGGCGGCGGAGGUAUCGGUCUCGAACGUAUUCUCAUGCUUGCCCUCAACCUCGGAAACAUCCGCCACGCCUCCAUGUUCCCUCGAGAUCCCAAGAGCUUACCCGCCAAACCGAUCAUCAAGCAGCUCAGGCAUCCGGAAGCCAGCACCAUUCACCCUCCAUGGGAAGGCCAAGACCGAGCAGCCGCUGGCCUAGACUUCCAGCCUCUCGAGAAGCUCAUCGCAAACUACGGCGAUGCAUCCAACACCUCCUGGCUCGAAGAGCGCACCGAAGUCUGGCGUGAUUCUUCCACUGGCGCUGCCGUUGGCUUCGUCCCGCAAGACGGCUUCGCCAUCACCGUCGGCAACCCCCUCUGCCACACCCAGCAGUACCUCAAGAUCAUCAACGGCUACCUCCGCUACAUCACCAAAGAGCGCAAGCUCAAGCCCCUCUGGCUCCUCGUUGGCCAAGAAGUGGAAGAAGUCCUCGCCGAAAAGCUCAACUGGCGCACCUUCUCCGUCGUCGCCGAGCAGCGCGUCGACCCCGUCGCCAACCCGGCCGCGCACGACAAGGAGGUCCAGCGCAAGAUCCGCCACGCCGAGAAGGAGGGCGUCAAGAUCCACGAGUUCAUGCUCGGCGAGCCCGUGCCGCAGGAAGUCCGCGAUAAAAUCGAUGCGCGGGUCAAGGACUGGCUGGCGAAUCGCAAGGGCCGCCAGGUCCAUCUUACGGAUAUCCACCCGUGGCAGGAUAUGGAGCAUCGCCAGUACUACUACUCGACGAUCCAGGACGGCACCAUCUGCGCGCUGGUCGUCAUGGCGCAGCUCAGCCCGGACCAUGGGUGGCAGGUCAAGUACUCGAUGGACUUCCCGGGCGCGCCGUCGGGCGCCAUCGAGCAGAUUGUGACGCAUGCGCUCAAGGUUGUUGCGUCUGGUGGCGCUACUUCUGUGACUUUCGGCGGCGGGGCGUCGGCGCGCUUCUCGCCGGGGCAUAAUCUGAAGGGGACGAGGGUGAAGGUGCUGAGCAGAGCGUACCACGCCAUAGCGACGGAGCUGAAGCUCACGCAGAAGACGGAGUUUCGGGAGAAGCUGGGUGCGGUGGAGGAUCCGAGUUAUCUGUGCUAUCCGCCGCAUGGGCUGGGCCCGUUGGGGGUGAAGGCGAUUAUGAAUUUCUUCGAGGAUAACGAUUAGGUUGAAGACGAAGGUAGAGGGGGGAGAGAGGCAUAAGGGAGUCUGGAGUCUAGGCGAUUGGUGAGCGAAACGAAACGAUAACGUCGUGAAGAAAGGAUCUUGAAGUGGAGCCUUGGGCGAUUAGAAUUUUUCCUUUUGUUGGUUCGUGAGGAUGAUGGCAUUAAAGGGAAGGGAAGGGAGGAGCUUGCGUUUGUUAGUUCGUUCGCUGGAAAAUUCCCCCCCUUUUUUCGUUUUACUACUACCCCCCUUGC